Molecule: messenger RNA, 810 nt
Organism: Aspergillus nomiae NRRL 13137
Lineage: Eukaryota; Fungi; Ascomycota; Eurotiomycetes; Eurotiales; Aspergillaceae
Product: exosome non-catalytic core subunit SKI6
Exons: 2
Coding region: 1-810 (269 amino acids)
Biological process (GO): nuclear mRNA surveillance; U4 snRNA 3'-end processing; poly(A)-dependent snoRNA 3'-end processing
Cellular component (GO): nucleolus; nuclear exosome (RNase complex); cytoplasmic exosome (RNase complex)
Source: RefSeq, a predicted model, not a curated record
AUGCCUCUCGAUACAUCGACCACGUACCCUCUUACCAAACUGCGCCUCGAUGGCCGCCGCUGGAACGAGCUUCGUCUUCUCCAAGCGCAGAUCUCCACCAACCCGGCCAGUUCUGGGUCGUCUUAUCUGGCCAUGGGAAAUACAACUAUUAUGUGCUCCGUUCACGGUCCUGCGGAAGGGCGCCGUGGAGAUGCAACCGGUGGUGCAGCAGGUUCUUCGGGAGCAGUGGUAGAAGUCGAUGUGAACGUCGCGGGAUUCGCGGGAGUUGAUCGCAAGAGGAGAGCGGGAGGAAGCGACAAGCAAUCUUCGCGCAUCGCAACUACUCUACGGGCUGCUUUCCAGUCUCAUCUUCACACCUACCUUUAUCCGCACAGUACUAUCAGCAUCCAUGUUUCAGUACUAUCCGCCGAUGGCUCUCUGCUUGCCGCUGCUAUCAACGCCUGCACCCUAGCCCUUGUAGAUGCAGGUAUCCCCAUGCCAGGCUUACUCUGUGGCUGCACAGCCGGGAUGAGUGGAAGUGCCUCUACCCCUCGUGAUCCUCGCAACGACGAACUGGACCCGCUUCUGGAUCUGUCUUUGCCGGAGGAGCAAGAGCUCCCGUUUCUCACAGUGGGCACUACAACCUCUGCGCCGGUGGGUGAGAAUGCGAUGGACGACGACGAGGAAGACAUGAAAGUGUCCAUGUUGAACAUGGACUCGAAAGUACAUUGCACGUAUGUCGAGACGAUGCUUGCCGUUGGGAUUGAUGGCUGUAAUCAGAUUCGAGAGAUCUUGGAGGGAGUCAUCAAAGGGUCCAACCAGUUACGGUAG